AUGACUCACAGCCCCAAAGCUAACGGCGGCGGCGUCUCAGGACCUGAUAUUGAUCUCAAACCUGGAGCGUCCGGAGGACCCCCUGUGUGCGCUCCGUCUGCAGAGAGCACAUCUGUACAGAGCUCAAGUGGCUCCUCAGUCAUCUCCCCCCUCCUCCCCUCUAUGGCCACGCCCACCCCGUCGCCCCCGGUGACAGCCACACAAGCCGGUGGCAGUUGGCUCCCGUGGGUGCUCCAGAGUCUUCUUUUGCCGGUUCCCUCUCUCCUCACCCUCUCCCCUCACCCCUCUCUCUCUCCCCUCAUCUUUUACCCUCUCCCCUCAUCCCUCACCCUCUUCUUGUCAUUAACAGCUAAUGAUGGGAUGAUUUUGCAGCUGAAUCGGCGCAUACGUCUUGCUCACAAUCGUUUCCGGCCGGCCUUCAUCUUGGAACCUUCCCAGCCCCAACCAGUCCACCCCCCAACCGGAGCAUUCUUUCAUCCAUCGCAAUUCCACACCAGCCACAAACUGCCCUCGGAGGGAGCCCGUAUCACCGCCAUCCCCUCCCGCGAGCUGAAUCGGCGCGUCGUGGUUGGACCUGCAUCUCCACGCGUCGUGCCAAGCGCUUUACAUCUCCGCGGGGCCAGUUCGCCUCGGGGGGGAAGACGGCGCACACCGCGGGGAGAGGGCUGUUGGCACGGGGGCCGCGAGAUGCCAGCAGUGAGCGGAGGAGAAGCCAUGGUCAGCGCGUCAUGCCAGGAUUCUUCGGCUGCGGAAUUGGGGUUGGGGGGGGGUGGGCUUUGUCGGACCGGGACCGCGAACAAAGUGAGAGAUAGGCAGAGGUGGGGAGAGGCGCCAAAGUUUGUCGUCGAGUAA
Molecule: messenger RNA, 852 nt
Organism: Knipowitschia caucasica
Lineage: Eukaryota; Metazoa; Chordata; Actinopteri; Gobiiformes; Gobiidae
Source: the annotation of a GenBank genome assembly